AUGUCCGCAUUACUGCGCUUUGCCGUUGAAGCAAGUGCUCGACGCCCUCUGGCAGGAUACAGCGCCUUGCUUGCGCCUGCUGCUUUGUCUCAUUUAAAUGGUGUUCUCUCUGACUUUCCAUACACCUCCUACUCGCUCCAAUCGCGUGCAAUUUCGCAUAGCAACGUCCUAAUGAAGCGUAAAGGUGGCGCAUCUGCUUUUGUGAGUAAAACAUCCAGUUGGAACCGUAGUAAAGGCAACAAGAGUCACACCGCACUAAGUACGAAACAGAAAUUGAAGAAGGACACGGCGCCGCAUCGUUCGCAUGUCGAGCGUAUGCAUGACGCAAAGAUUGCAAAACGAGUCAAUGACCGCAAUGCCAAGGAGUGGACGGCUUUAGAGCAAAACGAAGACCUGAACAACGAGUUAGAUAAUGUUUUUGAGUAUUUAAACAAAUCGGGCCCUCAAGGCGAUUAUAUCUAUGAGUCGGAGCCGAGUCUCCAGGACGUCGACCAUCUUGAUGCCCUCGAGAAAUUAAACGCUAUUGCUCGAGCCGAUCCCGAUAUCUUGAAAGAAGUUGAUGCGACAUGUAAGGCAAUGACGGACGGCAAUGUUGAAGUUGAAGGGGAUGGACAAGGAAAACCUGAACUUGCAGUUGUUGAUUACAAUUUUCUCUUGCGAGUGUAUGCAAUCAAAGGGUUGCAUAAAGAAGCCAAUGCACUCUUGUCCCGAAUGGAAAAGAACUUGUCACCAAUUGCAGCUGAGACACGAGUGGGACCAGUGAAACACACAGACGGUCGUAAUACGUCGGAUGAUACUGAGACAAUGCUCAUGGAUGCACUCGAGAAUGUGCCACAUGUUGUCCCACCAAAUGCCAAGUCCUACAUGUUGUACGCUACGGCUCUCGGUACAAAUGGACAAGCUGCACAAGCUGUACGAGUUAUUGGACGCAUGAAAGAACGUGGAGUUUUGCCGGAUGUAUCCGUCUAUAAUGCUGUAAUGUCUGCGUGUUCUAAAGCUAAAAGAAUAUCGUGGGCAUAUAAUGUCAUGGAAAAGAUGCAAGUUGCGGGGCUUGUGCCUGAUCGUGCAUCGUUUACGAUUCUAAUGAAUGCUGCAAUUGCAGAAGGUGAUCUUGAUAAGGCAUUUGAGACGUUUCAUUUGAUGCGGACCCAUGUGACGGAACCAGAUGAAGUGGCAUUUAGUUGUUUGAUCAAUGGAUUUGCACGGGAAGGUCGCGUGGAACGUGCUUUGAAUUUGUUGGAAGAUUUACUGGAAUGUGGGCUAACGCCUUCAAUUGUCACGUUUAAUACGCUCAUGAAUGCGUGUGCAAAAUCUCACUAUUACGCACAUAAAGCAAUUGAUUUUUACUAUGAGAUGCAAGAGCUGUACGAUUAUACGCCGGAUCUGUAUACGUAUACGACUGUGCUGCAUGCAUGUGCUAAACACGGUGACUUUAUUCAAGCGGAGCAGAUCAUUCGUCACAUGGAGCGCCACCAUGUUCCCAUGACGGAGUUUGUGUAUAAUACGCUGUUUAAUGUAUACGCUCGUGCUCAAAUCAAAAGUAUUGUGGACAAGGCCCCUCGUAACGAGAAAGCACUCCCAAAAGCUGAACCAGUCUAUCAAGAGCCUCUCGAGUGGGAUGAUGAAGGCAAAGAAGUGGAUUUGACACGUCCAGGUAAGGAGACCUUUUCGCUUCAGAACACAAACUACGAUAAACACUUUGAUGAGGAUGAGGAUGAUGAAGAGGAAGGAGCAGACAGCUACAAAUUAAGCCCUGAGGCUCUAGCCCAAGUGGAAAGUCUACGUCAAAAAGACAAGACUGACCAAGAAGAGCAGAAGAAUACCAAGUCGACGGACUUGAUCAAAACCGAACAGAGUAUGGAGGUCUAUGGUGAGGACGACAACCGACUUUUUGCUGACAGCGAAGAAUCACUAGAUUUUGAGUUGAAACCAAUGAACCUCCAAGACUUUGGCAAAUUUCAGACGCUCAACAUUAAGCGUGCAGAGGUUCGCUUCCACGAGAUGACAUUUGAAAAAGGUCUGAAGCCGUCUUUGAUAACGCUGAACUCAAUGCUUGCCGUAUACUCAAAUGCUUUGCGUCUGCGCUCGGCCGAGGUGUUUGUUGACGAAACAUUUUCCAAGUUUGAUCACAAGCCCAACAAAUUCACGUACCGUAGCAUGAUGCAAAUGUACGUUCGUGCCAAGCGGACGACGCAGGCUGAACAGUUACUGGAGCGUAUGCGAGUCGAGAUAGAAAACGGAGACCUGGAGGCUGAUGCGCCGACUUUUGGCUUUUUAGUAGACCAUUACGCGAGGAAGCGUCGGAUGCGACGUGCUCUGGCAACCCUCGAGGACGCAGAUGCUCUCGGAUUGCAGAUGCAGGAGAAGCAUUUAAAGAAGAUUCGUGUUUUGACGGAAAAGUAUGGUGUUUUCUCUGAUCUUAUUCCGGAAGAUCCGAACGCCGUGCUGCUUGCUGGUACGCGCGACAAACUAAUGAAGAAGCGCAAGGUGCGUGCACAAGUUUUGGAGUACAACCGCAAGAUUGGAAAACGCUAUUUGCUGCCAGAUAUUGACUAG
Messenger RNA from Peronospora farinosa, 2556 nucleotides. The record is from the annotation of a GenBank genome assembly. Lineage: Eukaryota; Oomycota; Peronosporomycetes; Peronosporales; Peronosporaceae.